This is a messenger RNA of Candida albicans SC5314, 2058 nucleotides long. RefSeq names its product ATP-binding cassette permease (gene MDL1). The record is from RefSeq and is a predicted model, not a curated record. Gene Ontology annotation, biological process: transmembrane transport. Gene Ontology annotation, molecular function: ATP hydrolysis activity; ABC-type oligopeptide transporter activity; ATP binding. Gene Ontology annotation, cellular component: membrane. Lineage: Eukaryota; Fungi; Ascomycota; Pichiomycetes; Serinales; Debaryomycetaceae. Bases 1 to 2058 code for a protein of 685 amino acids. The transcript has a single exon.
AUGAUUGGAAUGAAUAGAUUGAUAUUUUCUAAAGCUUUUACGAGUUCUUGUAAAAGUAUGGGAAAAGUACCUUUUACAAAAUCUAUAACUAGAGCCAAUACCCGCUAUUUCAAACCAACAUCGAUACUACAACAAAUUAGAUUCAAUUCUAAACUGUCAACGACACCAAACACAGAAGCCAAUUCUAAUGGCUCAACAAAUUCUCAAUCGGAUACAAAAAAACCACGACCCAAAUUAACUAGUGAAAUCUUCAAGCUUUUAAGAUUAGCAAAGCCGGAAUCGAAAUUGAUUUUUUUUGCCUUGAUAUGUUUAGUAACAACUUCAGCUACAACCAUGACUUUACCUUUAAUGAUUGGGAAAAUUAUAGACACAACAAAAAAAGACGACGAUGAUGACAAAGGCAAAGACAACGACGAUAAAGAUGACACACAACCAAGCGAUAAAUUAAUAUUUGGUCUUCCUCAACCACAGUUUUAUUCGGCAUUAGGGGUGUUAUUCAUAGUUAGUGCCAGUACUAAUUUUGGUAGGAUAUAUUUAUUAAGGUCUGUAGGGGAAAGAUUAGUGGCACGAUUGAGAUCACGUUUAUUUCUGAAGAUUUUAGCUCAGGAUGCUUAUUUUUUUGACUUAGGACCCUCGAAAACUGGUAUGAAAACGGGUGAUUUGAUAUCAAGAAUUGCAAGUGACACACAAAUCAUUUCUAAAAGUCUUAGUAUGAAUAUCAGUGACGGAAUAAGAGCAAUUAUAAGUGGAUGUGUGGGAUUAUCCAUGAUGUGCUACGUUUCUUGGAAAUUAUCUUUGUGCAUGAGUUUGAUUUUCCCACCAUUAAUUACCAUGUCAUGGUUCUAUGGUAGAAAAAUCAAGGCAUUGUCCAAACUAAUCCAGGAGAAUAUUGGAGAUAUGACUAAGGUGACUGAAGAGAAAUUGAAUGGUGUCAAAGUGAUACAAACAUUUUCUCAACAACAAUCUGUUGUUCAUUCCUAUAAUCAAGAAAUCAAAAAUAUUUUUAAUAGUUCAAUGAGAGAGGCUAAAUUAGCAGGAUUUUUCUACUCGACUAACGGGUUCAUUGGAAAUGUUACCAUGAUUGGAUUAUUGAUAAUGGGUACCAAGUUGAUAGGUGCAGGAGAAUUAACUGUGGGAGAUUUGUCAAGUUUUAUGAUGUAUGCUGUAUAUACUGGUACGUCUGUUUUUGGACUUGGAAAUUUUUAUACUGAGUUGAUGAAAGGUAUAGGGGCUGCUGAAAGAGUUUUUGAAUUAGUGGAAUAUCAACCGAGAAUUUCCAAUCAUUUAGGGAAAAAAGUGGAUGAGUUGAAUGGAGAUAUUGAGUUCAAGGGAAUUGAUUUCACAUAUCCAUCUCGUCCGGAGUCUGGUAUUUUUAAAGACUUGAAUCUUCAUAUUAAGCAAGGAGAAAAUGUUUGUUUGGUAGGACCAUCGGGAAGUGGGAAAUCUACUGUGAGUCAAUUGCUCUUGAGAUUUUAUGACCCUGAAAAGGGUACUAUUCAAAUUGGCGAUGAUGUUAUUACAGAUCUUAACUUGAACCAUUAUAGAUCAAAAUUGGGAUACGUUCAACAAGAACCUUUGUUGUUUAGUGGUACUAUCAAGGAAAAUAUCUUGUUUGGGAAAGAAGAUGCUACUGAUGAAGAAAUCAAUAAUGCUUUAAACUUAAGUUAUGCUUCUAACUUUGUCAGACAUUUACCAGAUGGUCUAGAUACCAAGAUUGGUGCUUCAAAUUCUACGCAAUUGAGUGGAGGACAAAAACAGAGAGUGUCAUUAGCAAGAACAUUGAUACGUGACCCCAAAAUUUUAAUUUUAGACGAGGCAACCUCAGCAUUGGAUUCUGUCAGUGAAGAAAUAGUUAUGCUGAAUUUGAUUCAAUUGAAUAAGAAUAGAGGUGUGACAUUGAUUUCAAUUGCCCAUCGUUUAUCGACAAUUAAAAAUAGUGAUAGAAUUAUUGUGUUCAACCAAGAUGGCCAGAUAGUAGAGGAUGGUAAAUUCAAUGAAUUGCAUAAUGAUCCAAACAGUCAGUUCAAUAAAUUGUUGAAAAGCCAUUCUUUAGAAUAA